GAACAGCUCCAUGUGUCUGCUACUUCCUGAUCUCUACAGUCCAGCAGCUUCUUAUGAGCACCGAGCAGUCAUUGUGAUUAACCAUGGUUUUCAAGCUAAGCCUAGCAAUCUGCAGAAAAUACAGCAAACUUCACAAGUAUUGUGUUCUGUCCAGCCGGUUUCAACACACGCACGAGAGCUCGGAAACAGAGCACGGAAAAGCCUUACAUCUACCAGUAAUGGUUAAUGAAGUCAUCAGCUGCUUGUGCCCAAAAGACGGACAGACUAUAUUGGAUAUGACUUUUGGUGCAGGAGGUCACACCACAUCAAUUCUGAAGCAGGCUUCUAAUAUUAAAGUAUUAGCACUAGACAGAGAUCCUACUGCGUACGCCUUAGCACAGCGCUUGUCCUACUGUGAUGGGCAUAACAUACAGUCGCUUUUAGGAAGAUUUAGUGAAUGUGAAAACAUACUCCUCUCUGGAGGAGUCCAACCCGGAACGUUAGAUGGAGUUCUUAUUGAUGCUGGGUGUUCCUCCAUGCAAUUUGACACAGCAGAACGAGGAUUCUCUCUCAGUAAAGAUGGUCCCUUAGACAUGAGAAUGGAUGGUGACAGGUAUCCUGACAUGCCCAACGCCGCUGAUGUUGUGAAUGCUUUAGAUCAACAGGCACUUGCGUCUAUCCUGAAAACAUACGGGGAGGAGAAACACGCCAAGAAAAUAGCUUCAGCCAUCGUACAAGCACGUAGCAUAUACCCCAUCACCAGAACUCAGCAGCUCGCAAGCAUUGUUGCAGGGGUUUGUUUGUAUAGACACAAAGAUCUACUUCACCGUCCGGCACACACAGCAACAAAGACAUUUCAAGCCCUUCGGAUCUUUGUAAACAAUGAACUUAAUGAACUUUACACAGGGCUUCAGACAGCUCAGAAGUUUCUAAAAACUGGUGGAAGGCUUGUUGUCAUUUCUUUUCAUUCCUUAGAAGACCGAAUAGUCAAGAGAUUCCUGCAUGGAAUACACAUGGAUGAAAAACCUAAUAUGAGUUCUAGACAGUGGAUUAGAACAGGACAGACGGAAGUCACAGAGAUGGAUGAGGAUGAAGAAUUUCCAAGUCCAGGGCCUAACUCUGCAUGGAAUGUUUUACAACGUAAAGUUCUCUUACCAAAUUCUCAAGAUGUCAUUGAAAAUCCACGGGGAAGGUCUGCCAAACUGAGAGCUGCCACUAAGAUAUAAUAAUAUAUUUCUU
Molecule: messenger RNA, 1218 nt
Organism: Nanorana parkeri
Lineage: Eukaryota; Metazoa; Chordata; Amphibia; Anura; Dicroglossidae
Gene: METTL15
Product: methyltransferase like 15
Exons: 6
Coding region: 84-1205 (373 amino acids)
Biological process (GO): rRNA base methylation
Molecular function (GO): rRNA (cytosine-N4-)-methyltransferase activity
Source: RefSeq, a predicted model, not a curated record